Molecule: messenger RNA, 999 nt
Organism: Metschnikowia bicuspidata var. bicuspidata NRRL YB-4993
Lineage: Eukaryota; Fungi; Ascomycota; Pichiomycetes; Serinales; Metschnikowiaceae
Exons: 1
Coding region: 1-999 (332 amino acids)
Source: RefSeq, a predicted model, not a curated record
AUGAGCUUCGACCCCGGUUCUCUUCCAUAUGUCAACCCCAAAAAGGACCGCCGGAUCGCCCUAAUAACUGCCGGGAAUUCCGGAAUAGGGUACUUCACCGUGCUCCACCUAUAUCUUCAUGGGUACGUCGUCUACAUCGCUGGCCGGUCCAAGACGAGAUGCAAGAAAUCCAUGGACAAUUUGACAAAGGAGGCUCGGUACGCUGCAGCCCGGUAUUCACGGGCCGAAAGACCCCACCGAUUCUUUGGCGAGCUACAUUUCCUCGAGAUGGAUCUCUCGAGUCUAUCUUCGGUGCUUGGUGCAGUUGCAUACUUCAAGAGCUCAGAGAAGAGUCUCAAUUUGCUCAUCAACAACGCUGGGAAUUCGUUUCUGCCCUACACGGUGACUCCCGAUGGCUUUGAGCUCCAGCUCCAGACCAACUACGUCGCCCCAUUUCUCCUAACCACAAAACUCCUUCCGACCAUGGAGCGAACGGUGGACCUAUGUCCCGACGCAGGCCCGCCCCGGAUCGUGUAUAUCACCUCAGUAACGCACCGGUUCGUUCUCCGAUACUUCAAUUUGAGCACACGCUUUCAUUACAAGCCGAAUGCGCUUUUCACAUGGAUCCGCUACGCGAUAGCCAAAACAGCAGGAAUACAUUUCAUGAAGAUGCUAGCACUACGAAACCCACGUCUUAUUUGCACAUCCGUCCAGCCGGGAAUAGUGAUGAGCACCGACUAUUUCGCAUACUGGACCCGUCUUCCGAUUAUCGGCAGUUUGUUUUGGUGCUUGUUCCAGAUAUUUUCCUUUAUCUUUGGCGCAAGUAUUGAGAAGGGGGCACAGGCAGUGUUUAACUGCUGCGUUGAUCCCACACUCACCCCAAAGGCCAACAGCGGCUCCCACUUUGAUUUGUUUCACGAGACUCAGCCAGCAAAGGUGGCCAACAACAUGGACUAUGCGGCCCAGUCCUGGAUCUGGACCAUCCAUCAGUUGGAGAAGCGGAAUAUUGAUUUUGCCUAG